AUUUUGCCUUUUGGCGAUGAAUGUGUGUGAUGUGAUGGGAUGAGAGCCAAAGGAGACGAAUUUGAGUACCAAUCUUGCACCUCUCUUCCCUUUCCUCCGCUUGUUGCUGCGUAUACGGUCUGAAACUCUCCUGCCGUCGCGGAAGAAGAACACCCAUCUUCCGCAUUGACGAGCGAAACCGAGCGGUCGAAGCGCUUGCUCGUCUCGUGAAGUUCUGCGUUAAUUGUGGAGGCUUGGGAAUCUUGCUCGAAUCCGCAACUGUCUAAGGAAGUUAGUUUUGCCUAGGCCCAAAAUCAAACAAUAAAGUCACUGGAAAGUACAGAUAGAAAGCCAAAUCAAGAAGGAGAUGGAGGGGUUAGUUUCUUUUCGAGCGACGGCUAGGGUUCCAUUUCAUGGUGUACCCCUCAUGCGCAGGCCCGUGAAGUCAUCAAUCUGUAAAUUACUUCCAAUUGCUGCAAUGGACCUUCAUGCGAAGGAAAGUAAGCUCUCUAUCAGCUGUGUUCGAGCUCAACAGUCGGAGACGAGUGAUAUAUCUGCUACAGUUGUAUCUGCUAAUGAAUCACAAGAAAAUUCUCUUAAUGCCAAGGACUGGGAAUUAGGGAUGUACCAAGAUGAAGUAGCUGCUAGCCAAGGGAUCAGGAUUAGAAGAAGGCCACCAACUGGACCUCCCUUGCAUUAUGUUGGGCCCUUUGAGUUUCGAUUGCAAAAUGAAGGCAACACUCCUCGAAAUAAGCUGGAGGAGAUUGUAUGGCAUAAGGAAAAGGAAGUCUCACAGUUGAAAGGAAAGCAACCCUUGGUGAUGCUUAGGAAAGCCCUUCAAAAUGCUCCCCCGACUAGAGAUUUUAUUGGAGCUCUUAAAGCAGCUCAUGAACGUACAGGACUUCCGGGUUUGAUUGCUGAAGUUAAAAAGGCUUCUCCAAGUAGAGGAGUACUGAGGGAAGAUUUUGAUCCAAUUGAAAUCGCCCAUGCUUAUGAAAAAGGAGGGGCAGCAUGUCUAAGUGUUUUGACUGAUGAGAAGUAUUUUCAGGGGAGCUUUGAUAAUUUAGAAGCAAUAAGGAGUGCAGGAAUAAAGUGCCCUCUCCUGUGCAAAGAAUUUAUAGUAGAUGCAUGGCAGAUUUACUAUGCUCGAGUAAAAGGUGCAGACGCCAUUCUUUUGAUUGCAGCAGUUCUGCCUGACCUUGACAUCAGAUACAUGAUUAAGAUUUGUAAGAUGCUUGGGUUGGCUGCUCUUGUUGAGGUGCAUGAUGAGCGGGAAAUGGAUCGCAUCCUUGGAAUAGAGGGAGUCGAGCUUAUUGGCAUCAACAACCGCAAUCUGGAAACAUUUGAGGUGGAUAUCAGCAACACACAGAAGCUUCUUCUUGGAGAGCGUGGGCAAUUGAUCCGUCAGAAGGAUAUAAUUGUUGUUGGGGAGUCUGGACUGUUUACUCCUGACGACAUUGCCUAUGUACAAGAGGCCGGUGUUAAGGCGGUAUUAGUCGGGGAGUCGCUCGUGAAGCAAAGUGAUCCCGGGAAGGGAAUUGCCGGACUUUUUGGGAAGGACAUCUCAUUCUGAGCUCAGAGCAAAGCUAAAAUAGAAUUAUCAUUUCACAGAUGCGCUAAGCGAAUUGGGCUUUUAACGUAUCUGCCAGUCAUUAUUAAGCUUCCUCAUUUGCAGAGAACUGGAAGAGAGCAUUGUAAUCAAAUAUCUGAUGGUAGGAGGUGACUUCUUACGUCGGACUAAAUUGUAAUAAACACUCUGUGUGAUUGUUUACAUUUGAUAGACAGGAGCCUCUCCGGAACGUUUAGCGCGAUUUUGCCACUAAAGAUCUAUAGUUUGUAUGAUA
Rhodamnia argentea is the source of this 1823-nucleotide messenger RNA. RefSeq names its product indole-3-glycerol phosphate synthase, chloroplastic-like. Gene Ontology annotation, molecular function: phosphoribosylanthranilate isomerase activity; indole-3-glycerol-phosphate synthase activity. Bases 347 to 1552 code for a protein of 401 amino acids. Lineage: Eukaryota; Viridiplantae; Streptophyta; Magnoliopsida; Myrtales; Myrtaceae. The transcript is spliced from 11 exons. The record is from RefSeq and is a predicted model, not a curated record. Gene Ontology annotation, biological process: L-tryptophan biosynthetic process.